This is a messenger RNA of Prorocentrum cordatum, 1482 nucleotides long. The record is from the annotation of a GenBank genome assembly. Lineage: Eukaryota; Dinophyceae; Prorocentrales; Prorocentraceae.
AUGCCGACGGGGAAGGUCAAGAAGUUCUUCGAGGACAAGGGCUUCGGUUUCAUCACUCCUGACGACGGUAGCGAUGACGUGUUCCUGCAUCGCAAAGUGCACGGGGAUGGCCAAGACCGCACCGCGUAUAUAGAAGAGGGCGCAUCCGUCACGUACGAGGUGGAGUGGGACGACCGCAAGGGCAAGUACUCAGCCUCGUCUUGCGAGGGCCCCUGGAAGACAGGGGACGACCCGCAGCACAAGGCACAGAGCUGGCUGAGGUACAGGCUGCUGCUCAGCAGCCUUGGGGCACGGCCGAUCCUCCUCUUCGCCCUCGGCUGCUUCACCCUGGGCUUCCUGCUGCGGUCGGCGCUGCACCCGCCCGCCACCGGAGCCCGCCCGAAGCCGGGGGAGCUGGUUCUGGUCACCGGCGGCUCGGGGUUCAUAGGGAGCACGCUGGUCCAGCAGCUUCUGGGCCUGGGCUACGUCGUGCGGGUGCUGGACAACCUGGAGACGGGGAACCUGCAGUUCCUGGACCUCAGGCACCCGCGCCUGGAGUUUGUGCUCGGCGACAUCCUGGACAGGGCGGCCGUGAGGCGGGCGAUGGCCGGCGUCAGAGGCGUGUUCCAUCUCGCGGCCGCCAGCAAGGUGCUGCCCUCGCUGAGGAGCCCGAAGAUGGCCACGUUCAAUAUAGAGCAGAACGCGGUCGGCACCAGCAACAUCCUCGAGGCUGCCAACGAGACGCACCUGGUUCGGAAGGUCGUCUUCGCGGCAUCGUCGACUUAUUAUGGGAACCAGGACAUCCCCUUCCACGAGCAGGACCCGUUCGUUCCCACGUCCCCGUAUGCCGCGUCGAAAUACAUGGGAGAGUUGGAGAUGCUCACAAACGACCAGCUGUACAACAUCCCUACCCUGAGCCUGCGGUUCUUCAUGGUGUACGGUCCGCGCAAUCCGUCGGAGGGUGCGUACUCCAUCGUCACGGGGAUCUUCCUGAAACGCCUGUUCGCGGGGAAGCCACUGGUCAUCGAGGGCGAUGGGCAGCAGUUCCGCGACUUUGUGCACGUGGAGGAUGUGGCUCGCGCUUGCGUGCUGAGCUACCAGAGCCCCGUCCGCGGCACGGUGAUCAACAUCGGCACUGGCGAGGCGCACACGGUACAGCAGGUGGCCGACCUGGUGUCCCCGAACCAGGAACGUGCUCCGGCACGCAAGAACGACAUGCGUGGGACCACGGCGGACACCUGCCGGGCGAAGAGCCUUCUCCACUUCAGCGCAGAGUACGACUUCGUCGCGACGAUGCGCGCCAUGAUCGCGGACUCACUGGCUGGCAGGGGCGAGUACCUGUCGCCCAUGUGGGAGGACGAGCAGGUCAUAGCUGCCGUGGAGAGGAGGCUCCGCGGCUGGACCGCCGCGGACGCCAAGGGGCGGGCCGCCCUGCUGCGGGACGCCGCCAGGGGCGACCCGGGGUUCCUCGCAGGCCUCCUGAGCGAGGUGGGCGCCAGGUAA